Messenger RNA from Panonychus citri (citrus red mite), 1148 nucleotides. Its product is annotated as protein obstructor-E-like. Gene Ontology annotation, cellular component: extracellular region. Lineage: Eukaryota; Metazoa; Arthropoda; Arachnida; Trombidiformes; Tetranychidae. The coding region runs from base 249 to 902 and encodes 217 amino acids. Gene Ontology annotation, molecular function: chitin binding. The transcript has 5 exons. The record is from RefSeq and is a predicted model, not a curated record.
UUAUCUUCCUUUCAUCAUUAUUUAUCUUCUUCUCUUCUUCUUCUUUCUUUCGUCAGCCAUUUUGAAUUGAAUUUUGAAUUGAAUUUAAUCCAUCAAACCGAUUAAUCCCUUUAUCCAUUGAAGAGACAAUUUCGAUGAAAAAAACAAAACAACAAUAGUUAUUGAGGAUAAAUUGUUUACUUAGAUUUGGAUGCUAAUCGAAACAAACCAGACACCAAGUUGAUUGUUCACUUAAUCCAAUAUCAGAAAUGAUUUUCUUUAUAUCAAUUGUUUGCCUUUUCUUUGGUACUCUUAACGCUCAGUAUGAUGUAUCCUCCGAGUCCGUUCAAUGUCCUGGUGAAGGACUUUACACUGCUGCUCAUCAAUCGGACUGCGAUAAAUAUUAUCUUUGUCGUAACGGAACUUUGACCGUUGAAACUUGUCCCAAUGGUCUUCUUUAUGGUGUCCAAGGAGCUGUUUACGAGUUUUGUGCCCACAAUUGGAAGGUCGAUUGCCAGGGUCGUAAAGCUCCUGGACCAAUAAGUAGCCCUGGAUGUCCAUGGCAAUGGGGCAUCUUUGAAGAUGAAGGUGCUGGUCAAUGUGCCACAACUUAUUCUGAAUGUUCAUGGGGAGCACCCGAAAGGAAAUACUGUGAACCCAAAGGAUUAGUUUACGAUGAAAGGAUCAAAGGUUGCAAUUGGCCUGAUCAAGUUGGUUGUAAGGGUGAAGAUAUUCUUGGUUUCAAAUGCCCUGAAGCUGAUACUGGUAAUCGUUACUGGCCUUACCCAAGAUACGCUUACUCACAAGAAGCUUUGAUUACCUGUGUUAAAGGUCAACCUCGAUUAAUCCAUUGUGGUAAAGAUACUUAUGCCGAUCAGAAUUCAAUGACCUGUGUUCCAUACGACAAGGAAAAGGCCAAUUAAAUAACACGAGUGCGACAAAAAAUGACCAAUACUCAGAAAAGAAACAGCCGAAAGGAUUAGUAUCUCAAUUUGUGCUAUUUCUUUAUCAUUAGAACACAAAAAAUGCCAACAAAAAUCAAUCGAUUGCGAUGCAAUUUCCAAUUUGAUUUUCUCAUCUUUUUCUGAAUAAUUUUUUUUACUUACAAUUAAAAAAGAUUAUGAUUAAAACCGAACCGAUUAAAUUAGGACUGGAUUCCGUUUAUCUGA